AUGGGGUUAUGGAAUGGUCGACCCCUCUCUCAUUGGAAUUGGCUUUGCGAAUUGUUUAAGGAUCCAGAUUAUCAGGAAAUUUGUAUGGCUAAUGCAAACAAUUGCAAACAACAAAAAUAUAGCCAUAGAAGAGGUGCACAACUAUUUGUACAACAUGUGCAAGCAAAAGCAAAAAAUGGAAAGCUCCCAUCUUUCAUUGAGAAUUGGGGAGAUCUACACCUAGACAAGAAUCAACAAUGGAUCAGUGAGGCUGCCCAGGAGAAACAUGCAAGGCUAGCUGAUAAGGCUCCUAAGGGCACUCCAUUUGAUUCCAUUGAGGUGCCAUUGGAAUCAGAGUUCCAGAUCAUACCUUGGCAGGAAGGGUAG
Prunus armeniaca (apricot) is the source of this 366-nucleotide messenger RNA. Lineage: Eukaryota; Viridiplantae; Streptophyta; Magnoliopsida; Rosales; Rosaceae. The record is from the annotation of a GenBank genome assembly.